AAAUGCGAGUCUUAGGUCUCGUCCCAUUAUCAUCGUUGGUUGCUGUUGAUAAUUACCUUGUUGUUGACGUGGUAUUUCCUAACCUAUAUUUGAUAUUAUGGCGUGACUAUCCUAACCUAUAUCUGAUAUGACAGGUUUCAUGUAAAGCGUAAAGUAUAUUCAGGUUGGAAAUAUUCUAUACUGUUGCAUGAAGUAAUGUGCUCCUCAGUCUCUCUGCAAUAUAAAAAUGCUUUAAAAGACGAAUAGGUAAAUUUGAGUAUCUGAAGUUGGACAUAGUGCCCUUAAAUUAUAAUGAGUGAAAACCAACAAGAGUUAAAUAAAGUUAAAAUCAUAACAUGGAAUGUAAACGGUAUUCGUUCGCUGUAUAAAGAUGCUGCUUUCAUUAAAAAAGGACUUGAUUCGUUAGAUGGCGAUAUAAUAUGUCUUCAAGAAACGAAGAUAACACGAAGUGCCCUUGAUCAGGGAACAGCAAUUGUUGAUGGUUACAACUCGUAUUAUGCAUUUUCAAGAAGAAGUGGUUACUCUGGUGUAGCAACAUACUGCAAAGAUGCCUUUACUCCAUUUAGAGCAGAGGAAGGUUUGUCAGGCCUUUUUGAAUCCUCUGGUGCAGUGGAUAGUGUGGGUUGUUAUGGAAACAUAAGGGCUGAAUUCUCUAAGAUUGAACUUAGAGAAAUAGAUUUAGAAGGGCGAGCCGUCAUUACUCAACACAAAAUUAAGAUAUCCAGUGGAGAAGAUAAGACACUGACGAUUAUCAACGUUUACUGUCCAAGAGCUGAUCUUAACAAUACAGAAAGGCUUCGAGUUAAACUGAGAUUUUAUCAUCUUCUUGAGGUUCGUACAAGGGCUAUAUUGGACUCCGGAAGCUACGUCAUUAUAGUUGGCGAUAUAAACGCUUGUCAUAAGCCCAUUGAUCACUGUGACCCAUCAGAUGUGAUGGACAUGAAGACAAGAAUGACGAUAAUGCUAGUACUGGUAUGCUUCACAUAUGAAGCUACUGCUGAAGGCAUCUCCUCAGUUGGUGUUAAACCAUUCAAUGCUGUUCAUGAUACAAAUGAUUCGACAGCUUCGUUCUCCAUGCCGGUGCAGUAUUCUAUGGCAGCUCCCGCAGUUGCAUCUGCACAGCUGGCUGCAGCCUCUUUGACAUCGGUUUCACCAUCAUAUAAUAUAAUUAGUACCACGCAGCAUCCCUUAUUUCCAUCAUCACAUUCCAGGUGGAUUCCUAAACCAUUUGUUCAGCGUUCACAGCCUCCAAAUUUUUCUAUCUCGGGACCACUUUACAAUCGUAGGAUUUCCUUCUCUGCAGGUUAUUCUGCAUCAGAGCCACUCUUUGAUUCGUAUAACAGCAAUGAACCUCAGUAUCAUCAGAUAUCUCCACCAUAUCAACAGAUCAAGAGCACAAAGAUACACCAGUCAUAUCCUUCCCUGCAUCAGUCGUAUAUACCAGACACUCCACCAUCAUCAUAUUCUUCCCCGCAUCAGUCGUAUAUACCAGGCACUCCACCAUCAUCAUAUUCUUCCCCGCAUCAGUCAUAUAUACCAGACACUCCACCAUCAUCAUAUCAGCAGUACUAUGAACCUUCUGUCCCUUCCAAACCAUAUUUCCUCAAACAUAUAAGUCAUUAUAACCCCAGUGCUCAUAAUCUGAUAGAUUUCCCCACGCAUUCAUAUAAAGGAAGUCUGGGAGGCAAUUCCAACUCCUACUACAAAGUAAUGUUUCCCUUAGCUCUGCUGGGAAUCAGCAUUCCGGCUAUUGGAUUAAUGUACACGUACCUAAGUCGAAGGCGUCGGCGUGAUUUAAGUUCAGAUGGUGGUAAUUAUUUUCAGCCAUCUGUUAAUGACCUCCAGUAUUAUCUGGAUAUUUUACAAAGCAGCAUUCAGCAUUUCCAGGAAGAUAUGAAUAAUGAACCAAGUAUAAAUGACUCACAUUGGUGAGCUGAAUAGUCGAUAUCGUGUCAGUGACUUCACCAACAUCACUGUAACAGGAUUAAUGUACUUUUUGAAGACACGUGGCUGUGUGAAGUGAGACUGUGUGCGAAAAGUAUGUGACACUGACCGUAAAUGAAAUUUACCAUAUCACAGUCCUUUAUUGACUUCACAUGAAGUGUAUCUUAGUCCAGUGGUUUUAAAGUGCAGUGUAUUAGUAACUGAACUAUUUUUGGUCUUCAGAGGUCCAAGCUCAUUUUUAACCUGCCAUCUGGUUUUUUCAUGGAAGAUCUCAGUGGGCUAGAAACACCAGAUGGAACAUUGACUUAAUUUUGCCAUAUAUUACGUUCAUUUUGUUACAUUAUCAGAAUGUCUAAUCACUUCUUUAUUGAAGGCCUAGUGAUUUGUCCAUCUUGUACAAGGCUCCAACUGCACAAACAUUUUGUCUGAUUCUGAAUGCAUAUACUGGGCAUGAUUGUUGGUCAUUGUAAAUCAGGAGUUAUUGUACUUUUUAACACACAUUACCUUGUCCUUUCAGCAGUGUUACUGAUGAUGCAUCGUUGUCUACACAAACAUGGAAGAACGAAGCAGAGAAAUAAGUUUUUUCUGGAAAUACUAAAAUAAUCUCUAACACUGGUUAACAAAACAAUGUUUGUGAAUGUGGAGGUAGACCAUAUAUACUAUCCAUCAUUACCAAAAUAUGUUUUUCCCCUCAAGAAGAGUAUGUAUACCAGAAUUGAUGUGCAUGUGCAGUGGAUCAUGGGUAUUGGAGACAUGUCAGUACGCCUUGGUAUCUGAGCAUCCGUUACCUUCAAAUUACCAUGUGCAGGAUGUAAGAACUGUACCAAAUUUCAUAAAAACCUUGCAGCUA
Molecule: messenger RNA, 2794 nt
Organism: Zootermopsis nevadensis
Lineage: Eukaryota; Metazoa; Arthropoda; Insecta; Blattodea; Termopsidae
Product: DNA-(apurinic or apyrimidinic site) endonuclease 2
Biological process (GO): base-excision repair
Cellular component (GO): nucleus
Molecular function (GO): zinc ion binding; double-stranded DNA 3'-5' DNA exonuclease activity; phosphoric diester hydrolase activity
Source: RefSeq, a predicted model, not a curated record